AUGGAAUCGACCAGUAGCAGUGGCGGCCGCCCUGACCCGUUUCGAAAUGUCAAUGUUCAAACGUACAGCCAUAGACCAAAUGUGUUUCCUGUUUAUGUUCUAGAUACUGUGUCCAAAGUAAACAAACCUAGUGACACUGACCCUUAUGGCAAAGACAUUAAUGGCAGUUGGUUCCUAUUUAAAAAAUCCAUCUUCAACCCAACGACAUACCCAGAGAGUGAAGAGAUUGAUGAAAAGUAUUUGGAGGAGUACGAUUUGAAUGGGUCGUGGGGUGGUGAUGCACGACUUAAGGAGGAGUUUAACCAUUCGCAGUAUCAACAACUCAAAGAAGCAAACAAACACCGCAGUAUCUUCAGCUUAUUUAGACGGACAAAGGACCCUGGAGAAAACGAUACAAAAGUGAGGUCUACAGCUGGGUACUGGAUGGGAGAAAACAGGUCGCAGUUGAAGCCGGCGUUUAGAAAGUUUUUCAUGCAAAACCCAUUGCUACCUUUGACAUUGAGAAUAUUGACAUUGAUAUUUUGUGCCAUAGCUUUGGCAUUGGCUUGCAGUAUAUAUGUGUUUUCAAGAAGCACUUACGAUGGGGCCAAAGUAGGCCAAAAGGCAAGCACAAUAAUGGCAAUUGUGGUUCAGACAUGUGCGUUGGUGUAUGUAAUCUACAUUGCCUACGAUGAGUACUCGGGGAAACCAUUGGGACUACGUGAUCCGAUUGGAAAGUUUCGAUUAGUCAUGUUGGAUCUAUUGUUUAUCAUAUUCUCGUCAGCCAAUUUGUCGUUGGCAUUUGACACUUUGUAUGAUGACGAAUGGGUUUGUGAAAUCUACAAAAACCCACAUGGACUUGAUACGAAUGCAUUCCCAGUGAUAUCCUCCAUCUGCCGCCGACAAAAGGGACUUGCCUCCUUCCUAUUUGUUGUGUUGGUGACGUGGGUGUUGACAUUUACCAUUAGUCUAGUUCGUGUAAUAGAUCGAGUAAAUGUGUAG
Lodderomyces theae is the source of this 981-nucleotide messenger RNA. RefSeq lists its product as uncharacterized. The record is from RefSeq and is a predicted model, not a curated record. Lineage: Eukaryota; Fungi; Ascomycota; Pichiomycetes; Serinales; Debaryomycetaceae. Bases 1 to 981 code for a protein of 326 amino acids. Gene Ontology annotation, biological process: positive regulation of catalytic activity. The transcript has a single exon. Gene Ontology annotation, cellular component: cell periphery; fungal-type vacuole.